This is a messenger RNA of Mercurialis annua (annual mercury), 2193 nucleotides long. RefSeq lists its product as uncharacterized. The coding region runs from base 53 to 1978 and encodes 641 amino acids. The record is from RefSeq and is a predicted model, not a curated record. NCBI's taxonomy places the organism in Eukaryota, Viridiplantae, Streptophyta, Magnoliopsida, Malpighiales, Euphorbiaceae. The transcript is spliced from 3 exons.
AUGCAAGGAAAGGAAAAAUUUUGAGAUUACAAUUAGUUGUUUUUUAAGCACAAUGAGUAAGUACAACGAUGAUGAACAGAUUGAGAUUGCUGCACCCACCUCAGGACUUGUAUCAUACUUUCAGCGAGAGGGGAAAGCAAAGCUGAGUCAGCUUACGGGCAGAGCCGACGUGAAAGCUGAAAGAGGCGGACUGGAUGUUGUCGCAGUGUUAGAUGUCGGCAGCAGCAUGAAGAAUGAAGAUGGAAAGAACCUGAAAACAAUGCAAAGUGCCCUGCGGUUCUUGAUCAAGAAACUUACACCGGAUGAUCGUCUCUCCGUUGUGACAUUCCCGAGGAAGGCCGAGCGGAUGUUCCCUUUGAGGUGGAUGACCGCAAGUGCUCAAGCGGAGAUUGGAGAACUCGUUGACAGCUUAAAGGCGGAACAAGUGCUCGAAGGACUUUUGUUGGGAAAACAAGUUCUCGAUGGCCGCAGAUUAGUCCAGGGGCGUGCCCCUGUUAUUAUGCUUAUGUCGGAUGUGGAAGACGAUAUGAAUGGAGAUGAUAAAAGUGUCGUAGAUUUGCAGAUUCCGACAACCGAUGUACCUGUAUUCACAUAUGGUUUUGGCGUAAACGUAAACGUGAAGCUGCUCUUAGAUAUCGCAAAGAUGAGCAACGGGGGAACUUUUUCAUAUAUUUCUCAUGAGGAAGAUUUGAACAACGCAUUUUCCUUUGUUCCGGAGUUGACCAAAUCACAAUCAGAGAAGAAAUUGGAGAUCAAGUCAAGUGCUGAUCAGAAGGGUGGUGUGAAGGAGUCUACUGAAAUUGUUGAGACGGUGAAAUCUGGGGCGAAAAAGGUGUUUAAAAUUAUGACAGAUGCAGCUGAUUCUCAGAAGAAAUCACCAGCCGCAGUAGAUCCAGACAAGGAUGUGAAUGUUAAAUCUCUCGGCACAUAUGCAACAGGCUUAUUUUCCAAGCCUGCGAUGAACAUAACUCUCUCAGGAACACGAAUAGAGACGCCCCUUGCAGGUGCUUCUGAGAAGAAACCGGAGUGUAAGACAGUGCCAUAUCAUGGUCUUGCAGGUGCUGCUCAGAAGGAUGGUGCCCAGGAGUCAGCUGAAAUUGUUGAGACGAUGAAAGAUGGGGCGAAAAAGGUGUUUAAGUUUAUCAGAGAUGCAGCUGAUGCUCCGAAGCAAUCACCAACCUCAACGGAACCGGACAAGGAUGCAAACACUAAAUCUACAGGCUAUUUUUCUAAACCAUGGAUGAGCAUGACUCUCUCAGGGACAAAAACAGAGACAAAACCGGAGAUCAAAGAAGUUUCACAUCAGAGUGGGGAGCCUUCUGCACUGUCAUCUUUGGCUUCCCUUGAUCGCCAGCGUUACGCUGCAACAAGCGACACAUCACCCGACGAGGAAGCUAACGAUGGUAAGAAUGCUCUAAUGGAUGCUACCACUGAGCUGAAUAAGUUAUUAGAAUUGAUGAAAGAUGCAGGUGAUGCUCAAAAGAUAUCAUCAGACUCAUCGAAUCCGGACAAGGAUGUUAAAGUUGAAUCUCUCGGCUCAGGGACACCAACAAAGACUCAGCAGAGUGAAGAGAUUAUUAUAGAGCAGGUUCGCCUGGUUUACCCUGCAACACGUGACAAUAAUAUGGGAACUGCAACCAAUAGUUUAUUUGCCACCCCGGGUAUGAACAUUUACUUGGACAAAAUCAACACACCACAAGCCUUAGAAGAUGAGAAGGAUGUCCUGGAGCCUAAUGAACUUCCAUCGGACAAGGGAGUCGAAGAUGAUCCGUUUGAGCCAUUCGUUAAAUCGCUUGGCGAGAAUCAUCAGAAGGCUAUUCAGAUUCUAAAACUGAACGAUAACGUAUUUGACAGUGAUAACACGGUUCAAGUUAAAGACCUGGAAAACAUAGUAGCUAAUGUUCAAAUCGCCAUUCAGUCUCUCCGACAAAUGCAAGACACUGACAUUAAAAGUCUCCGUCAGCUCCUCGAAACCUGAAUGCCAUGACCAUUCAACACAUCUUUCAUAGAUUUGCAGUUUUUCUUGUGGAAAAUAACGGAAAAUUGUUACUCUUUUUCGGUUCUUGAUAUGCAAAAAUGGUCGAUAAUCAUUUGUGUUUAAUGUGUAAUUGCUCCUGACUAAAUAAUAUUGUUAUACUCUUAUGCAUUCAGAACUAAUGUAUUUCUAUAAAAUUCAUUUUGUUUGUUCAUAAA